AUGACUGAUGUUAUGCGGGUAAAACCGCAAAGCGCACACAUAACACCCCAGGAAAUCUACAUAGACCCCACAUCGCGUGCCUCUAACUCACAAUUUGUUAAAAUUCCACAACAGUUUGACCCCAGGUCAAAGACAUGUCCGGAACAGUAUCAUCAAACAAUCAGCAUCCUGCCUGCGGCGAUCUUCGAGUCAAGUUCACGGCGACCGAGUUGCGCCGGCGCCGCUUCGGUGACCGUACCAUCUAUUGACCUAAACACGCCGUGGCCGACUUCUCUGGCAUUGAGAACGUAUAUAAAUUUCGUAAUAGCAAUUUGCGUAAACUAUGAUACGUUCGGUAAUUUAUUUAAAGCGAUAACCACGUUACUUAGUAACCGGGCAAUAGACAAGAAACUACAAAUGACUUUCCGAUGCAUAUUGAAGCACUAA
Messenger RNA from Pieris macdunnoughi, 426 nucleotides. The record is from the annotation of a GenBank genome assembly. NCBI's taxonomy places the organism in Eukaryota, Metazoa, Arthropoda, Insecta, Lepidoptera, Pieridae.